UUCUACACCAGUCGAUGCGAAUAAAACAUUAAGAUCCUCCACGGCUCCUCCUCUACUCGAUAAAGAGAUUUCCUCUCUAUUUUUAUUUUCCACCCUAAAAAUAAUUUUUAGCUCUUUUAUAUAAAUCUACCUCAAGUAAAUUAAUGGAUAAAUCCUUAAUCAGUUCAAAUCCGUCGCCGUCCCGGUUUCUAAUCUUGGUUCAAUUUAUAUCUGCCCAGCUUUUAUUUUCACAAAGAUCUCUUAUUAUUUUUCAGAUUUUUAGUAGAUUUUGUUUCAUUUAUCAACCCUCACUCAAUUAGGUUUAUUAAAUUUCACCGCCGCCGGCGAUGGGGAAGCGUAAUAAUCAGCGGAAAAAUAAAGCGAUGUUGGAUAGUGAUGAUGAAAAUAGUAGCGUGAGUUCAUCGUCGACUGCCCGUUCGGAUCUUAUGUCGGUGUCGGGGACCGACGAGGUUCAAGUUGAUAAAGAUAGUUUACUAGAACAAGCUCUAGAUGCUUUGUAUGAGAAGAGGGGUUCGACAAGAGAGAAAGCUCUGGCAGCGAUUAUUGAUGCUUUUAAUACCAGCUUGCAGCAUCAAUUUGUUGAGAAGAAAUUUGCUACUUUACUACACCUGUGUCUUAACUCCAUUAAAAAGGGCUCUAGCAAAGAGAUGUCUCUAGCAUGUCAUGCCAUCGGAUUAUUGGCUCUGACUGUUGGUUCUGGGGAUAAUGCACAUGAAAUAUUGGAAGAAUCAGUUAUUCCUAUUUCCCAAGCUCUUAAAUCUCCGUCUGAUUCCCUGAAGACUGUAUCGUUAGUGGAGUGUUUGGCUAUUGUGACGUUUGUUGGUGCAACUAAGACCGAGGAAACUGAACGAUCAAUGCAAAUCAUGUGGCAAUUGCUUCAUCCUAAACUAGGUUCUAAUGUAGUUGCUGUCAAACUCUCUGCAGUUGUAAUAACAGCAGUGGUGUCUGCUUGGGCAUUUAUCUUGACUACCAUGGAUGGAUGCUCCCUUAACUCCAAAGAUUGGCAAGAGUACAUUUCUUAUUUCUCUACUCUGCUAGAUAAGGAUGACAGAUCUGUACGCAUUGCUUCUGGUGAAGCUCUAGCUUUAAUUUUUGAGACAGGAAGUAUUGAAAAGUUUGCUACUGAAAAUAAGACUACCCCAGAUGGCUCAGUUCCAGAAGGAAAUAAAUCUCGUGAAGGAUAUACACAUAUACUAGGACUGAAAUCAAAAAUCCUAAAUCAAGUUAGGAGCCUGUCUGCCGAGGCUGGUGGAAAAGGUUCCGCUAAGAAGGAUCUUAACAGCCAGAGGAACUUGUUCAAGGAUGUUUUGGAGUUCCUGGAGGAUGGCUACGCUCCUGAUAUCUCAAUGAAGAUUGGAGGAGAUUCGUUACAAACAUCAACAUGGUCUGAGCUUAUAAAGUUGAACUUCAUGAAGCAUUUUCUUGGUGGUGGGUUUAUUAAGCACAUGCAGGACAAUGAAUUCCUUCAAGUUGUUCUUGGGUUCACGCCCAAGAGAAAGCAACUAGGUGUCGAACAUCAAAUGUCAAGCGGUGAAAAGAGGAUGUUCCGGUCGCCAAACUCAAUACAAAAUAAAGCCAGGACCCAGUUUCUGAACAAGCAACGGAUGCUAUCUAAGGAUAGAAACGUUGGGCACUUUGCUGUUGGCAUGGGCGAUGAAGAUAUGUGAGGAAUCCAGUCUAGCUGUUAGACGUUGUAGGAUGAACAUCCUCUGGAAUAAUUUAGCAGAUUGUAGGGUUAAUGUUACCGUCAUUUUUUAUGAAUUUGGGAACAGGGAAAUGGAUUUUGUGGGAAGGCUAUGCUUUUGACGACAUACACAGAUUAUUGGUAUCCCAAGUCAACUGAUCAGAUCAUUCAUUUUAUUUGUAGUUGUACUGUGUAAUAACUGGUUGUAAUUACUGAAUGUGAUUUGAAUACCAAGUUUAAUGAUUCGGAAGAUCAAGAAUUUAAGAAA
Messenger RNA from Populus trichocarpa (black cottonwood), 1952 nucleotides. RefSeq lists its product as uncharacterized. The record is from RefSeq and is a predicted model, not a curated record. The transcript has 13 exons. Bases 327 to 1667 code for a protein of 446 amino acids. NCBI's taxonomy places the organism in Eukaryota, Viridiplantae, Streptophyta, Magnoliopsida, Malpighiales, Salicaceae.